AAGGAGGGAAUUCAGUCUAGGAUCCUCACACCAACUACUUGCAAGGGAGAAGGAAAAGGCCAGUGAGGCCUGGGCCAGGAGAGUCCCGACAGGAGUGUCAGGUUUCAAUCUCAGCACCAGCCACUCAGAGCAGGGCGUGAUGUUGGGGGCCCGCCUCAGGCUCUGGGUCUGUGCCUUGUGCAGCGUCUGCAGCAUGAGCGUCAUCAGAGCCUAUCCCAAUGCCUCCCCAUUGCUCGGCUCCAGCUGGGGUGGCCUGAUCCACCUGUACACAGCCACAGCCAGGAACAGCUACCACCUGCAGAUCCACAAGAAUGGCCACGUGGAUGGCGCACCCCAUCAGACCAUCUACAGUGCCCUGAUGAUCAGAUCAGAGGAUGCUGGCUUUGUGGUGAUUAUAGGUGUGAUGAGCAGAAGAUACCUCUGCAUGGAUUUCAGAGGCAACAUUUUUGGAUCACACUAUUUCAACCCGGAGAACUGCAGGUUCCGACACUGGACGCUGGAGAACGGCUACGACGUCUACCACUCUCCUCAGCAUCACUUUCUGGUCAGUCUGGGCCGGGCGAAGAGGGCCUUCCUGCCAGGCAUGAACCCACCCCCCUACUCCCAGUUCCUGUCCCGGAGGAACGAGAUCCCCCUCAUCCACUUCAACACCCCCAGACCACGGCGGCACACCCGGAGCGCCGAGGACGACUCGGAGCGGGACCCCCUGAACGUGCUGAAGCCCCGGGCCCGGAUGACCCCGGCCCCGGCCUCCUGCUCACAGGAGCUCCCGAGCGCCGAGGACAACAGCCCGGUGGCCAGCGACCCGUUAGGGGUGGUCAGGGGCGGUCGGGUGAACACGCACGCUGGGGGAACGGGCCCGGAAGGCUGCCGCCCCUUCCCCAAGUUCAUCUAGGGUCGCUGGAAGGGCACCCUCUGUAACCCAUCCCUCAGCAUAGCAGCUCUUCCCAAGGACCAGCUCCCUUGACGUUCGGAGGAUGGGAAAGGUGACAGGGGCAAUGGAUGGAAUUUGCUGCUUCUCUGGGGUCCCUGCCACAGGAGGUCCUGUGAGAAUCAACCUUUGAGGCCCAAGUCAUGGGGUUGCACCACCUUCCUCACUCCACAUAGAAGACCUUUCCGAAUAGGAAACCCCAACAGGUAAACUAGAAAUUUCCCCUUCAUGAAGGUAGAGAGAAGGGGUCUCUCCCAACAUAUUUCUCUUCCCUGUGCCUCUCUUCUUUAUCACCUUUAAGCAAACAAACAAACAAACAAAAAAAGCAGUGGGUUCCUGAGCUCAGGACUUUGAAGGUGUGGGGGAAGAGGCGAUCCAGAGAUCCCAGAAGCUUCCCCACUGCCCUGUGCAUUUAUGUGACAUGCCCCGAUCCCACUGGCAUUUGAGUGUGCAAACCUUAACAACUGAACGGGGCAAGUUGAUGAAAACACUACUUUCAAGCCUUCGUUCUUCCUUGAGCAUCUCUGGGGAAGAGCUGUCAAAAGACCGGUGGUAGGCUGGUGAAAACUUGACAAGUAAACUUGAUGCUUGCUGGACUGAGGCAGGAAUCAUAAUAGAAAACUCAGCCUCCCUACAGGGUGAGCACCCUGUGUCUCGCU
Molecule: messenger RNA, 1590 nt
Organism: Mandrillus leucophaeus (drill)
Lineage: Eukaryota; Metazoa; Chordata; Mammalia; Primates; Cercopithecidae
Gene: FGF23
Product: fibroblast growth factor 23
Exons: 3
Coding region: 140-895 (251 amino acids)
Biological process (GO): fibroblast growth factor receptor signaling pathway; animal organ morphogenesis; cell differentiation
Cellular component (GO): cytoplasm
Molecular function (GO): type 1 fibroblast growth factor receptor binding; growth factor activity
Source: RefSeq, a predicted model, not a curated record